UCGCUCUAACGAAAUCGUUGGGAAAUUACGUGCGGAUACCGGACGGAAUUAUCGCUUGUAUAUAUCCGUCGCCGUGCAAUAUACACAAACGCGUAUCGGCAAAUUGUGCGUGUGUACUACACGCUGCACACGACGAAGCAAAAAAUAUUUUCAAGCUUGCAACAGCAAACUCGCGCGCGUGCUGAAUGGAAAAAUAAGCAAAUCCAGCAUGAAAAUAUCUAAACCAAGCAACGAAAAUUUCGGCAGGAAAUCGUCUAUAGAGUUGAAAAAUUUUUGGGUGUAAAAUUAGUGUGCGUGUGAAAAUUUAUAUAUAUAAAAGCAAAAUUCAUUGAAAAAUAUUCGAGCCAACAAAACGCAGAAUUUCAGAAAAUCAAUGUGCAGCCCAAGUGGAAGAAAAUGUGCAAACACUUAGAAAAAACAUAGAGUGAGUGCUGUGCAAAGGAAGAGAAUUGGAAAUUGGAAAAUUUUGCUUAGGCAGUAGUGCGAAAAGUGGGUGUACAUACAUACAUAUGUGCAUGUAGUAAUUUCUGCCCCAAAGCACCAGUACGAGGAGCAUAAAAAUCGAAGCAGUGGAAGCUGAAGCUGUAACUGAGCCUGAGUAAGCGGCAAGGCAGGCGGUACGCAGGCGGGCGGCUAGUCAGCAGCGUUUACUGCCGGCAGCAGCACUCGUCAACUGAAUAGCAAAAACGCACACGGCUGCAAUCACUAAUUCGUGCGAGUGUAUGCAAACUUUGUGAUUUAUCCCACCUACGCGUUGGAUUUGCAGUUUGUUUAUCAAAACGUUUAAGGGGAGUGCGUAAGGGCCGAUGAAACCAAUCGCCUGAGGAAUCACAAAUGUGAACCAACGAAACUGAAAAUAUUAUUACAACAGAACCUCGAAAUGUUAAAGCUCAUCGUUAAGAGAAUAUAAACGCAUAACCUAGCAAAAACAUACGUAUGUGUAUUGAAAAAAUAUAAAUUUUCAACAAUACUGCAAUCAGAAACCUUCAAAAGCUCAUAUCAUCACACAGCAAACACCAAUCACGCCCACCACCCUCAACUUCACUCCACACCAUAACUCAUUGUCCAACUAGCAUCUCUUCAAACUUUUCUCCUACAACUGCCACCACUUCUUCUUCUUCUUCUUCUUCGUCCCGCUGUUUACAUAAAAAGCCAUCAAAAUUAAGUUCUCAAAGCAGAAUCAUCACGCAUACCGUCACACCGAGAACAUCUACGACGGUGGCACCGAUACUGACGACGACGAAUGCCCGUUGGAGUCCACCACGAUGAAUCCGUAUGAGUACGAAACGACACUGGACUGUCGGGAUGUGGAUGCACGCGGCAACGGCGGCGGCGGCGGCGGCGGUGGUGGUGGUGGUGGCGGGACUGGUGCUGGUGCUGGUGGUGGCGGUAUGAUGAGCUUGCGUCACAAUCCAUCCUCGACACAUUCACAUCAAAAUACGCUGCAACAUCAGAAUCAACAAAAUUUACAAUUGCAACAACAACAUCUACAGCAAUCACCAUACGAUUAUGAAUACCAACACUUGCCACAUCGCGCUGGUGAAUUGGCCGCAGCGGCAGCGGCUGCAGCAGCAGCAGCAGCAGCAGCUAACAACAGCAGCAGUAAUGCAAUGUCAACGGCACAGCGUAAUACACACGGCAGACCAGGCUACCUCCUUGAAGGAGUUACGCCAUCGGCACCACCGGAUGUCCCACCAAGGAAUCCAACAAUGAAUCGCAUGAAUAAUGGCCGUUUAGUCCCUGGUAACCCAAAUGAUUUGGGCGUUGAUUUCGAGCCAUCGUGUUUGGUGCGAACCCCAUCGGGCAACGUCUACAUUCCAAGUGGAAAUUUAA
This is a messenger RNA of Rhagoletis zephyria (snowberry fruit fly), 1833 nucleotides long. It is a transcript of the gene Ten-m, whose product is annotated as teneurin transmembrane protein Ten-m. NCBI's taxonomy places the organism in Eukaryota, Metazoa, Arthropoda, Insecta, Diptera, Tephritidae. The record is from RefSeq and is a predicted model, not a curated record.